Planococcus citri (citrus mealybug) is the source of this 2178-nucleotide messenger RNA. It is a transcript of the gene Pp2A-29B, whose product is annotated as Protein phosphatase PP2A regulatory subunit A. The transcript is spliced from 12 exons. NCBI's taxonomy places the organism in Eukaryota, Metazoa, Arthropoda, Insecta, Hemiptera, Pseudococcidae. Gene Ontology annotation, biological process: protein dephosphorylation. Gene Ontology annotation, cellular component: cytoplasm; protein phosphatase type 2A complex. Bases 236 to 2008 code for a protein of 590 amino acids. Gene Ontology annotation, molecular function: protein phosphatase regulator activity; protein binding. The record is from RefSeq and is a predicted model, not a curated record.
GAACAGAAAAGCCAUUACCACCAGCACCAUUCCACCAAUGUGAAGUGAAAAUCAGUGGAAAUAUUUAACAAAAUCGCUGGUCAAUGCUAGCGUAGGCUUAUGAAAUUUUAACGUUAGGAGUGUUGUAUUUUUAUAUUUUUAUAUACAUCUAAUCGAAUUGGAUUGAUCGUGAAAUAUUCAUUAGUGAUAAUUGAAAUUCGCUCGUUGAUAGUUUAAUCGAACCAAACAAAUUAUCAUGGCAUCUGGUGAACCGUCGUUUGUUGACUCUUUAUAUCCGAUAGCUGUAUUGAUUGACGAAUUGAAAAAUGAGGAUGUUCAGCUUCGUUUGAAUUCCGUUAAAAAACUAUCCACAAUCGCAUUAGCCCUUGGAGUAGAAAGAACUCGCAAUGAAUUAAUCGCUUUUUUAACGGAGACUCUUUAUGAUGAAGAUGAAGUGUUAUUGGCAUUGGCUGAGCAAUUGAGUACAUUCACACCACUAGUUGGCGGACCGGAAUAUGUUCAUUGUUUAUUGCCUCCUUUAGAAUCUCUAGCAACUGUAGAAGAAACCGUUGUUAGGGAUAAAGCGGUAGAAUCACUACGAAUUAUCGCAGAACAACAUAGCUCGGCAGAUUUGGAAAUCUAUUUUGUUCCACUCGUCCAUCGUUUAGCUUCAGGAGAUUGGUUCACUUCACGUACUUCAGCCUGCGGACUGUUCGCUGCAUGUUACGGUCGAGUGUCUCCUUCGGUUAAAGCGGAAUUGAGAAAUCAUUUCCGAAACUUGUGUCAAGAUGAUACGCCUAUGGUGCGUCGUGCAGCCGCUAAUAAAUUAGGAGAGUUCGCUAAUGUCGUUGAAUCGGAUUAUCUGAAAUCUGAAAUCAUUCCCAUGUUCGUGAAUUUGGCUCAAGAUGAACAAGAUUCGGUACGUCUAUUGGCCGUUGAAGCGUGUGUCAGUAUCGCUUCUUUAUUACAACAAGAAGAUGUUGAACAGCUCUUGAUGCCUACUUUACGUCAAUGUGUAUCCGAUAAUUCGUGGAGAGUUCGUUACAUGGUUGCUGACAAAUUCACCGAGCUCCAACUCGCUGUAGGGCCAGAAAUCACCAAAGCUGAUUUGGUCACAGCUUUCCAGUCUCUUCUUAAAGAUACUGAAGCUGAAGUUCGUGCCGCAGCUGCUAACAAAGUCAGAGAUUUCUGUCAAAAUUUGGAUCCCGUCCAUCGUGAAAAUAUCAUCAUGCAGAAUAUUCUCACGUACGUAAAAGAACUUGUCGCAGAUCCGAAUCAGCAUGUCAAAACUGCUCUUGCAUCUGUCAUUAUGGGAUUGUCGCCUAUUCUUGGAAAAACUAACACAAUCGAACAUCUACUUCCGCUAUUUCUAUCGCAACUGAAAGAUGAAUGCCCAGAAGUCAGAUUGAACAUCAUUUCAAACUUAGAUUGUGUAAAUGAAGUAAUCGGAAUCCAACAGCUUUCUCAGUCAUUAUUGCCGGCUAUUGUCGAACUAGCGGAAGAUUCAAAAUGGAGAGUGAGAUUAGCAAUUAUUGAAUACAUGCCAUUACUUGCAGGUCAGUUAGGCGUGGAAUUUUUCGAUGAAAAAUUGAAUACUCUGUGUAUGACUUGGCUCGUUGAUCAUGUAUACGCUAUUCGAGAAGCUGCAACUCUAAACUUGAAAAAAUUAGUAGAAAAAUUCGGAGCGGAAUGGGCUCAAAAUACUGUUAUACCCAAAGUGGUCGGAAUGUCUCGAAACCAAAAUUAUCUUCACCGAUUAACUUGUCUGUUCAGUAUUAAUGUACUAGCUGAAGUAUGUGGUGCUGACAUAACGACGAGACUUAUGUUACCAAUUGUUAUUUCAAUGUCCACGGAUACUGUUCCAAAUGUUCGAUUCAAUGUCGCAAAAACUCUACAAAAGAUCAGUCCAUUACUCGACCCCUCUGUUGUUCAAUCGCAAAUCAAGCCCACGCUUGAUAAACUGAAUUCGGACAGUGACGUGGAUGUUAAAUUCUUCGCAUCUGAAGCAAUCGCUAGCAUCGCCGCUUGAACGGUAUAAAUUUUAAGACACAAUUUAGAACAUGCUGUACAUUGCUAACAGUAUUCCAAACGUAUUUGUGCUUCAGUCGUGUAAGGAAUGUAUUUAUUUUAAAUUAGUUAUACUUUAUUUUUAUCUUAUACAUUGAUAAUUUAAGUUUAAUAAAAAUUUAUUAUCGUGUA